AUGCCGAUCACCAGCCUGCCGCACGACGUCCAGACAGUCAUCUUCGAGCAUCUCCGCGCAGGUACGAAGGACAGCGAGCGCCUGAGGCAGGGCUUCCUCCUCGCAGGCGUCUGCCAGGCUUGGCGCGACUACGGCUACCGCAUUGCGCUGCGCGACCUUCUGCUGCCGUUCGACGGAGGAGACGUUCUCCAAUACCUCCUCAGGAACCCGCAGCAAACGGACUUCGUCCGUUCGAUCUCCUUUGUUGCGCCUCAAAUGAACGGCCGGUCUGGAGGCGAGCGCCCAACAGUGAAGGAGGCAUCAGCUGCGGUGAUCGAGCUGCUCGGGCGCUGCCCUAAGCUCAGCAAUGUCCACCUCAAGAACAUUGCCGGCAGUUCCGCAGCGCUCGCAACGCUCGCAGACGGGCUCAGCUGGUCGACCGUCGAAGAUGUCGACUUCAGGACGACUUGUGCGGAGUGGCGGACGAACGUGGACCAGUUGGCGAAGAUGCCGUCGCUCGAGACGUUAAGCGUCCUGUUCGAUGCGAGCGACGAACGCUCCGCGAGUGCUACCGCAUCGCCAAGCAAUGUCGGUGCACGUCUCGCAUUGAGCAAGCUCGAAAUCUGGCUUCCUCCCGGAGGAGAUCAGGCCACCGAAAUCUGCGCCGACGUUGCUGCCUCAACAGAUCCGCUUCGUCUGCUGGAGCUAAACAUCUUCAACUUCGAGACUGAGACUGAGCUCUGGUCCUUUGCGCCGGCCUCGAAUUUGCGUUCGCUUUGCCUGUACGGUCGUAUCGGCGAUCUCUUCGAGGACCUCCUCGUCUUCCUGCCGCAACUGUCGUCCCUGCGCAAGCUUGUCGUCUUCGACUAUCGAGUAGCAAGUCUCAAGCCAAACAAGGACAGCCUCAUCCAAUCGGUCCUCAUGAGCUUUCCCCCAUCUCUGGUCGAAGGCAGUUUGGGAUGUCUCUACUUGCCUCUCUCGGAGCGAAGGCACUUCAAGCGCACGCCAGCCGCAGACACGCCUAACGGGACGCGUUUCUUCUGCUUCUACUGCUACAGGCAGAAGGAGAAGAGCGCGCUCGCGUUGGCCAAGAUUCCGUUCGAGGGUCAGGUGCAGUGGGUCAUGCUCACGUGCCCCGGCGAUGCCACCGAUACGGAUGCGUCUCAUUCGUCCGCCGGCAGCACCGACGACGAGUCGUAG
Messenger RNA from Rhodotorula toruloides NP11, 1179 nucleotides. RefSeq lists its product as uncharacterized. The coding region runs from base 1 to 1179 and encodes 392 amino acids. The record is from RefSeq and is a predicted model, not a curated record. The transcript is spliced from 2 exons. NCBI's taxonomy places the organism in Eukaryota, Fungi, Basidiomycota, Microbotryomycetes, Sporidiobolales, Sporidiobolaceae.